CCCCGUUUGUCUCCCCGCUGUAGUUUGUCUCCAAACCCAAGACUUCGCUUCGGGGGUCAAAUGUAUAAUUUCGCGAAAUUAAAAUUGCAAAUCAUUUUAGUCGGAAAUUAAAAUCGCGACGUCGAGUUCGAGUGCUUUUCAGAUUUUUGCAAAUGUUGCGUCGUUGAAUUGCCAUAAUUGGGCAUAAUUUUCCCCAUCCAUGCUUCGGUAAAACCCUUCCAGUUUUUUCUUCGUUCUGGAGAAAGGAACGUGUAUUAGAGGGGGGAAGAGAGAGAGCAGAGCAGAGGAACGAACAGGCAGAAACUGAAGGUAUAGAGGGGAAUCUGUGUAUCAAGGUAUGCUAGCAUCUGCUGAAUUGUUUAAUCCAAUAAAAGGCUUGAUUACCCUCAUCUACUCGAAGCCUGGAACUUCUGUUGUCAUAAAACAGGUGAAAUUAAUUUUCUUCUGAAGGGCCUGAUGGACCUAAAAGUAACAUCUCUAAAGGAAGGGGGUCUCUCACCUGAUUCUGUCAGUGAUCCUGAAGAGAAAGAAAUCAGUGAUGAUGAUGAUCGUAAUCAUAAGCAUCGUAGGCGGGAGACCAGCUCUCAAUCUACAGAAAGAGAUGCACUGGAACAAGUUCUAGUAAGACCAUACAGAAAGAGGAACAAACCUUUUGAAAAUGGACAUUUUUAUAGGGAAAAUAAUUCUCAGUCAAGUGAAAGCUGGAAAAGUUACAAUAUGGCCCCUCUGGAGAAAGACCAAUCUGGCAACUUUGACAAAAGGCGUCCUGGAAUAGCAACAUUUAUGCGGACUUCCAACAGGUUUAAUCAAUCACUACCUGCUGAACUGGGUCCUGGUAGAGGUAGAGGAAAGGAAUCUGCUUCCUGGAGCCAACGCGAUAAUAGGUUCGGCUCUGUUGAUAUUGCUUCUCAAAUGAUUCCACAGGGAUCUGUGACUACUAGUCUGUUUCCAGGGAGAGGGGUUUCCAACUCACAGAGUGCAUCUUGGAGUGCAUUUGGAUUGAUUCCAGGACUACCAAAUGGUGGUUUGGAUACACUUCAUCCCCUUGGUAUGCAAGGUGCACUAAGGCCGUCACUCAGUCCUCCUCUAAAUAUGGGUGUUGCACGUCAAAGGUGUAGAGACUUUGAGGAACGGGGCUUUUGCCUGAGGGGGGACAUGUGUCCAAUGGAGCAUGGUGUCAAUCGGAUUGUUGUUGAAGAUGUUCAGAGCCUUUCGCAGUUUAAUCUCCCUGUUUCACUUCCAAGUGCACACCUGAUUGGAACACCAUCUGCUUUACCAUCUGGUAGCGCACCUUCAAGCACAUUGAUAAAUAGCAAGAAUGUACAUAUUAAAACUAGCAAGCCUGGGAUUGCUGACGAUGAAUUGAGCAUGAAUGGUGCUUUCAUUGGUUCAGCUUGUACAGAUGGAGCUGAUUUUUAUGAUCCUGAUCAGCCUUUGUGGACUGAUGAUCGUCCAGAAACUUCAAGAUCUCUACUAGGAAUAAAUCCAUCAAAGCUUAGUGAAACUGAUUGUUUGUUGGAUUCAUAUUCUGCUGAUAAUGAAAGACAAGUGAGGAGCAAUGCAACUGCAGUGGGAUCUCAAGGUACAAGUUCUUCUGUGUGGGGAAGAAUUGGUGCACAAAAUAAAUCAGAGAUGAAAAAGAAAAUUGAUUCUACAACUAUAAGUUCUUCAAAUUACAUUGAAAAUGAAGCAAAGGGAGAUCAGGAGUCAUUAGCCAAGCUUCAGGUUGGUACUCGUCAAGGAAGGCAGAUCUCAAUGGAAGACAAUGGGUUGCAAGCUAUUGAUUCAUCUCUGAAAACACAAGGUGACACCGGACAUAAUAUCCGGAAACCUUCUCAAAAGGCACUUCGUACUCUAUUUGUCAAUGGCAUUCCUCAGAAAGACAACAGAAGGGAGAAUCUACUUUUACACUUCAGAAAAUUUGGAGAGGUUAUUGACAUUUAUAUCCCAUUAAAUAGUGAACGAGCUUUUGUUCAGUUCUCUAAGAGAGAAGAGGCUGAGGCUGCUCUUAAGGCACCUGAUGCUGUAAUGGGUAACAGGUUUAUCAAGCUGUGGUGGGCUAAUCGUGACAAUGUUCCUGAUUCUGUAAUUAGUAGUGGUAAUAGAGCACUGGUAACUCCUGGUGGGGUGGCAGCUGUUUCAGUUCCGUCCCGACCAUCUAUUGCUCAGAGAGUGAAAGAUAAUUUUCAAUCUGGAACUCCAAAAAUUAGUGUCCCCAAUGCCUCUGCUGGUCUUCUGGCUGCUUUUGAUCACCCUAAGCCUGUGGCAACCAACAGUCCCAAGGCCCUACCUCCUUCGCAAAAGAAGCUGGAGAAUCUAGAGGUUUUGAAGGAGGAACUUCGUAAGAAGCAGGAAUUGCUUGAUCAGAAGCGUAAUGACUUCCGGCGCCAAUUGGAUAAGCUUGAGAAACAGGCUACAGGCAUCAAGACUGAAGUAGCAUCUGAACAGGCUGCUAAGAGACAAAAAGCUGAAACAUUGGAUGACAUUACAAAAGCUGCAAUGCCAGCGUCCAAUGAUUCUGACACAGUCAUAGGAUCACAACAGGCAGAAGUGGUUGAGAAGAAUAUUAAAACAGUGGGGAAUGUCAUGCAACAGAGUUCCAAAGCAAGUACAGCUACAGCACAGCAUGAAUCUUCAAGCUUGAAGCAAUCAUUUCGUCCUUUGGCACCUGCAGGGGCAUCCAUUUUCAUGAACAGAUUCAAAUUGGACAACCGUCCCACCACCUUUAAAAUUAGUCCACCUUUACCAGCAGGCCUUGCAAAUGUUGCUACUCUAGAGGAACACUUCUCAGCAUAUGGUGAACUCUCUGCUGUAGAGCUAGAAAAUGUGGAGUCUAAUGAUGCAAUGAUAUCAGAGAAUUGCUCAGCUCGAAUAUCUUUCACAACUCGUCGUGCAGCUGAGUGGGCAUUUGUGAGUGGCAAAUGCUGGCAAGGCCAAAAUUUGCAUUUUAUGUGGGUGGUGUCUAAUAAUCCCAGCAAUGACAAUGGCACAAGAGAAAACCCUCCACCUCCUUCCAAGGGCAUUUCAGAUGCCAAGCUUGAGGCUGUGGGGCAAGUUGCACCUGUUGAUUCUCAGAAAGUAGCUGUCGCAAGAGAUGGAGAAUCUGAAAAUUUGGAAAGAAAAGAGAGUAGUCAGGGCAGUAUAGACCAGGAUGAAGAUCUGCAGCCCAGUUCAUCUGCUGUGCCAUGUGAGAAAGUCACCUGAAGGGAAUGUUUGUUGAGUACAACCUAAUUGUCAGAAUGUACAGAGAGGUGGUUAUGGCACUUUCAGAAAUGAAGACGCAUCCGACAGUAUUCUCUACCUAUCAUAGUCCCUUCGGGCUUGAUGAUUGAGAUAGUACAGCCGAACACAUCUCAUUUCCGAGUAUCUUGAAGGAUAAUGACAAAACAAUUUUGUUCAACCCAUAGGUUUGGGUUUAUUAUAUGAUUUUCCGCACCCUCUAGAAAUUCCUGUUUUUCCUCCUUGUUUUGUUUUUGUUUUUGUUUUCAACUGUAGAAACAACAGUUCUCACCUGCUGUGGCAUAGUGUUAGGGAAUCAUCAAGUUAUCAGAACGUACCAAGGUUUGUUCCUUCUAGAUAACUUUCUUCUUAGGGUGUUAAUCUGCAUAUUAUUCAGAGAUUCUUUUAUUAAGAACCACCAUCAAAAUUUAAGGACUAUUUGUUCUCGAGGGUGGCGUUAUCUUUUGUGGGAUGAUGGCUAAUUUAAAGAUGUUUGGAUACUAAA
This is a messenger RNA of Diospyros lotus (date-plum), 3724 nucleotides long. RefSeq names its product zinc finger CCCH domain-containing protein 41. The record is from RefSeq and is a predicted model, not a curated record. The coding region runs from base 457 to 3204 and encodes 915 amino acids. NCBI's taxonomy places the organism in Eukaryota, Viridiplantae, Streptophyta, Magnoliopsida, Ericales, Ebenaceae. Gene Ontology annotation, molecular function: metal ion binding; RNA binding. Gene Ontology annotation, cellular component: nucleus. The transcript has 6 exons.